Molecule: messenger RNA, 2355 nt
Organism: Aspergillus pseudotamarii
Lineage: Eukaryota; Fungi; Ascomycota; Eurotiomycetes; Eurotiales; Aspergillaceae
Product: MRX complex nuclease subunit
Exons: 2
Coding region: 1-2355 (784 amino acids)
Biological process (GO): mitochondrial double-strand break repair via homologous recombination; double-strand break repair via homologous recombination; meiotic DNA double-strand break formation
Cellular component (GO): nucleus; Mre11 complex
Molecular function (GO): manganese ion binding; DNA endonuclease activity; 3'-5'-DNA exonuclease activity
Source: RefSeq, a predicted model, not a curated record
AUGCCUGACCUUGGUGACCCGGAAACAAUCCGCAUCCUGGUUGCAACCGACAACCAUGUCGGGUACAAUGAACGAGACCCGAUCAGGGGCGAUGACAGUUGGAAGAGUUUCCAUGAGGUGAUGUGUCUCGCUCGUGAGCGUGACGUCGACAUGGUGCUCCUCGCAGGCGAUCUCUUUCACGAGAACAAGCCUUCCCGAAAAUCUAUGUACCAAGUAAUGCGCUCGAUCAGGAUGAACUGCCUGGGCGAUAAGCCCUGUGAGCUGGAAAUGCUCAGUGACGCCAGUGAAAACUUCCAAGGGGCAUUCAACCAUGUGAAUUACGAAGAUCUCGACAUCAACGUGGCCAUUCCUGUUUUCUCUAUCCAUGGCAACCAUGAUGACCCCUCCGGUGAGGGUCAUUUAGCGGCCUUGGAUAUACUCCAGGUUUCCGGACUACUCAACUAUUAUGGACGGACGCCUGAGUCCGAUAACAUUCAGGUGAAACCCGUCCUGCUUCAAAAGGGCCGGACCAAAUUAGCACUAUAUGGUAUGAGUAACGUCCGAGAUGAACGAUUAUUCCGUACAUUUCGCGACGGGAAGGUCAAGUUCUACCAGCCUUCGAUCCAGAAAGAGGACUGGUUCAACUUGAUAUGUGUCCACCAGAAUCACCAUGCUUAUACGGAGACUGGAUAUCUCCCCGAGAACUUCCUCCCGGAGUUUCUCGACCUUGUUAUUUGGGGCCACGAACACGAGUGCUUGAUUAAUCCUAAAAUGAACCCUGAGACUAAGUUUCACGUCAUGCAGCCCGGGUCCUCUGUGGCAACAUCGCUUGUCCCCGGAGAGGCAGUAACAAAACAAGUGGCUAUCGUCAGUAUCACCGGACGCGACUUCAAAUGCGAGCCGAUCCCACUGAAGACUGUGCGACCGUUUGUCAUGAAAGAAAUCGUCCUCUCCGAGGAAAAGGGGGCCCAAAAGCUGGCUCGGAAGGAAAACAACCGGACCGAAGUCACCCGUUUUCUAAUGACAAUCGUUGAGGAGCUCAUUGAACAAGCGAAGGCUGAAUGGUUGGCGAUGCAGGAAGAUGUUGAAGAAGACGAGGAGGAAGAGGUGCCCUUGCCACUAGUGAGACUGCGCGUGGAGAUCUCCACACCUGACGGAGGCAGCUACGAUUGCGAGAACCCUCAGCGGUUCUCCAAUCGUUUCGUAGGCAAGGUCGCAAAUGUGAAUGAUGUUGUACAGUUCUACCGGAAGAAAAAGAACGCAGCUACCCGCAAGAAAGAUGAUGACGUCGAUGCAACGGCAGUCUCCCAGCUCUCGACGCUAGACACGGUGAAGGUUGAGCAGUUGGUGCGCGAAUUUCUCUCCGCCCAAUCGUUGAGUAUUCUUCCACAGAAUUCAUUUGGGGAUGCCGUGGCCCAAUUCAUCGACAAAGACGACAAACACGCUAUGGAGAUGUUUGUGAAUGAAUCACUAGAAAGUCAAAUCAAACACCUCAUGGCCCUGGAUCGUGACAACGAUAUCAUGGACGACGAAGAAGAGGCACAAAGCUCGCUGCAGCAGGCAAUGGAUAAGUACCGAAACCAGAUGGAAGACAUGUUCUCUCGAGGGAUCAAGAUGAGGUCGCGAGGGAAGAAGCGAUUUAAGCCUAAACCAGAUGGCUGGGACACCGAAUUUGACGGCGUCUGGGAAGACCAACCCGGGGCACUUAUACAUUCAGACAACGAGGGUGACCCUAAUGAAGAGGAUGCUGCAGAGGAUGGCACAGGACCUACUACCACGAAAGCAACGUCUACUCGUGGUCGGGGCCGAGGUCGUGGAGGUAGAACGGCAGCUACUACAACUACUCGCAAAGUGACCACCACCGCGAAGACCACAUCAACAGCACCCAAGAAAACGGCACCCACUAAAACUACUAGAGGACGGAAGAAAGCCAUAUCGGACGAAGAGGAUGAGGAACGGGAUGUUAUCAUGCUGGACGAUGAUGACGAUGACGAAGACCCUCCCGCAGCUCAAGCCCUCUCCGACGUCGAUGAUGAUGAUUCCCAAUCUCUAUUUGUUAAGCAACCUUCAACCCGAAGCCGCAAAGCAGCGCCCUCGACGGCCAGCACCCAACGUCGAGGACGGACCGCGCCAUCCCCGGCGCCGUCGUCGAAUACUAUAGGAGGAACCGCUACGCGUAGGUCUGCAACGACACGAGGCAAACAGACACAGAUGACGUUAGAUUUUACCGGUUCCCAAAUAAGUGCUCGCGGGAGCCAGACCUCCUCGAGGUCAACGAGACCGAGUCGGAAGACUCGAGCUACGAGUGUGUUGAGCGAGGAAAUUGAUGACGACAGCGAUGCCUUCGAGUCUGCGCCAGCCUCCAGAAGGAGAUAG